AGUUCACCUGCUCUACAAUAUCCAUUGGCAGAACCCCUUCAACCAAUCGCUCGGAACUGGGUGGAAGGGACUGCUGCUCAGGAUGAACGUCCUACAACCGGCGAGAUGCCUAUUCUGCAGCUUCUCGCAAACAGCCAGGGUUGGCGCUCGCGUGCCAGUUCAACGAGAAUUCCAUGCAGCAGCGGCUCUUUACGCUCGAAAGCCACCUGGUCCUAGACCGACGGCUAAGAAACCCGGUCAGAAAAAGACUUGGGAUGACAUUGAGAAGAAACUGAGGCCUUCAGAUUUUGCGGAUUACUCAAGCAAAGAGCUCCGACAACUCUCCCAGGAAUACACGGAAGAUCAAGUCGCUGCUAUCCUUGCAGCCGAAAAAGCCAUUGAUCCCAAAGACCUCGUCGAACAAUUCGCCAUUCGCAAUGACCCCAUGAAACUCGGCUAUCUCGAUGAUUUUUCCACGAUUGAACCUGUUGUCGACAAGCAUAUUCGCGCACCAGAGUCGAACUCUGAUUGGCAUGCCACGCUCAAAUCCGAGGAUGAUUUCGCAGAGGACUUUGCCAAGUUUUUCGCCGAAAUGCCCGAUAAUGCCACAGCUGCUGACUGGGUACGAUUUACUGAGAAUUUGCGUCUGACAAAGGGGAAAGAGGAGAAUGAGCGGAAUCCCAGCAGUGCGCUUGUGCCGGAUAUUUUCGAGGAAGGAGAAACUCUCUCCAACCCAUUCUCAAAGGAUGUAGAAGCCACUUCUGAUCAGAAAAAGAAGAAGACCGAGGGCAACAGAAGCAAUGAGGAGAUUACGGAUGCUUUGAAGAGAUUGAUGCAGUCUACCGGAUAUUCUCUAGACAAGAUCAAAAGUCUCAAAGUCAAGACCCUGGUUUCACACGCGGUCGUUAACCAGACUCGUCUUGGAAAAGUGCGUCGGCAAUACUGUCUCUCCGUCGCGGGUAACGGUGACGGACUACUGGGUAUUGGGGAGGCCAAAUCCGAAGAAGCGUCUGACGCCGUCACGCAGUCGAAAUACCGGGCUAUCAGAAAUAUGCAACCCAUUCUUCGCUACGAGAAUAGAACUAUCUAUGGAGAUGUCAAGGGCAAGGUUGGAGCUGUUGAAUUGAAACUCAUGAAUCGUCCUCCAGGUUUCGGUCUCCGCUGCCAACAUCUCAUCUACGAAAUGGCUCGUGCAGCUGGUAUCCACGAUCUAGCUGCUAGAGUUGAACGAUCUCGCAAUCCGAUGAACACCGUGAAAGCGGCCUACGAGGCACUGACAGCUCAGAAAGACCCUGAAGAGAUUGCCCGUGCUCGCGGAAGGAAACUCGUCGAUGUACGAAAGGUGUAUUAUGCUGGAAGAGUUUAAAUGUACUAUAUUUGUUGGAUCAUCCCGUUCCUUUCAUUGCUGUAUUAUUUUGCGCAUAAAACUUAUCAUUUCUUCAACCACGCCCCAAAAAUUUUGAUUGACGUGGCUCCACGAGCACACUGGAAGUUGCGUUAUAAGAUAGAUCAUAAGAAUCUCCUAGUCUCAGGUAUCCUGGUGCCUGUCUAAUGGCGAAACUCAUUAAGCCUAGAUUGUAUCAAGCGACAGAUAAUAUAAUAUCAGUCCUACCAAGACCCUUCUUAAGUUCGCACGCGGUGCUCAUCAGCGGCCAUGAUUCGCGUGUUGGUCGGUAUACCCGUGUAUCCUAAUAAUCUCGCGCGUGCAGAAUGGUGGACAUGCCACGAUCUAUGCCGAAGUCAAGACUUGCUUUCUCGUCCGAAACGUGCCCUCGUUACCUUGCCCUAUCGACUAAAAAGGCUUCCGUCAAAUCUCAUCGCAUAAUCGUAUUCUCCUCCCCCUGCAUCGCCGAAUCGUCAUGUUGAUAUUCAUACCCAUCAUCCCCUCCUCCAGCAGCAGCAGCAGCUUCACCAUCAUUAAUAAUCUGCUGCUGCAACACAAUACUAUAAACACUCGCUUUCAAAAGCGUGUACACAGUCGCCGUUUUGCG
Talaromyces stipitatus ATCC 10500 is the source of this 1970-nucleotide messenger RNA. Its product is annotated as mitochondrial 37S ribosomal protein MRPS5. Lineage: Eukaryota; Fungi; Ascomycota; Eurotiomycetes; Eurotiales; Trichocomaceae. The record is from RefSeq and is a predicted model, not a curated record. Gene Ontology annotation, biological process: translation. Gene Ontology annotation, cellular component: ribosome. The coding region runs from base 83 to 1345 and encodes 420 amino acids. The transcript has 2 exons. Gene Ontology annotation, molecular function: RNA binding; structural constituent of ribosome.